ACAUAGCCUCUCCACAACAAGUCCUAUGCGAUGCCUCCACGUGGAAGCAGACGGAUACUGGGUAUCAUUUUGUCCCAGGCUAAGUUCGCAAGGACGCACGGGAAGAUGAGUCUCAAAAGCAUUGAGGAAUACUUUUAAGGCUCAUGAACAGGAUCCUGAAGUGAGGAGGACUCCCUCUCUCAUUGAACUGCAUACAGCAGCAGAAAGCAGGAUUUCAGUUCCCUUUUGAUUCAGAAGAGGAACAACAAUGGAGGACCAAGGUCAUCAAUAUAAGAAGAGUCUAUUCCUGUCUGUGUUUUGCAGGUAUUAUGUUUCAAAAGUGGUAAGCAACAAGCUGCUUUUUACUGAAGCUUCUCACUUGGUAUGAAGUGCAAGUGUUUCCCCUUUUAUGUCUCAGAAGAAAGUUAAGGCUGACUAGGAAUUCUAAGUGAGGAAGAGUCCCUUUCCCAUUCCGCUGCAGCCAUGAGGAGAAUACUCUAUUUUCAAGGAAUUUGACAAGGGAAGAGGACCAGUGCUGACCAAGUGAAGAAAAAGAAGAGUCUAUUGCCAAGCUUUGUACAGCAGCCAAUAUCUGAUUAAGGAGUGGAAGAUGAGACUGAUCUCAAUCAGUUAACAAGAAUGUGGAAAGUAAGGACUUACUACUGUCUAACCUAAACAUUGAUGGCAGACGGUUAUGCUGGCAUUGAUCCUGUUUCAAAAAGCAGAUCAACAUGAUUCCUCAAGACUCCAAAGAGAUCAACUAUGGGACCUGAAAAUAAAGGCAGACUGCCAUCAAUUUCAUGUUUCUUUGAUAGCAGACAAAUAUGCUUCAACAAUAGUGCAGAGAGUAAUUUAAGGUUUGGACUGCAAGUGAUGGACACACUAAAUAACUCAACUCAAAGAAUUCAAUGGAUAAUGCUGAGAACUUAUUAUAUAUCUACAAAGUGAUGGGCACACUAAAUAGCUUAACUGACAGAAUUCAAUGGACCGUGCUGAGAACAUUGUUAUAUGUCUACAAAGUGAUGGGCACACUAAAUAGCUUAACUGACAGAAUUCAAUGGACCGUGCUGAGUACAUUGUUAUAUGUCUACAAAGUGAUGGGCACACUAAAUAGCUUAACUGACAGAAUUCAAUGGACCGUGCUGAGAACAUUGUUAUAUAUCUACAAAGUGAUGGGCACACUAAAUAGCUUAACUGACAGAAUUCAAUGGACCGUGCUGAGUACAUUGUUAUAUGUCUACAAAGUGAUGGGCACACUAAAUAGCUUAACUGACAGAAUUCAAUGGACCGUGCUGAGAACAUUGUUAUAUGUCUACAAAGUGAUGGGCACACUAAAUAGCUUAACUGACAGAAUUCAAUGGACCGUGCUGAGAACAUUGUUAUAUAUCUACAAAGUGAUGGGCACACUAAAUAGCUUAACUGACAGAAUUCAAUGGACCGUGCUGAGAACAUUGUUAUAUGUCUACAAAGUGAUGGGCACACUAAAUAGCUUAACUGACAGAAUUCAAUGGACCGUGCUGAGAACAUUGUUAUAUAUCUACAAAGUGAUGGGCACACUAAAUAGCUUAACUGACAGAAUUCAAUGGACCGUGCUGAGAACAUUGUUAUAUGUCUACAAAGUGAUGGGCACACUAAAUAGCUUAACUGACAGAAUUCAAUGGACCGUGCUGAGAACAUUGUUAUAUGUCUACAAAGUGAUGGGCACACUAAAUAGCUUAACUGACAGAAUUCAAUGGACCGUGCUGAGAACAUUGUUAUAUAUCUACAAAGUGAUGGGCACACUAAAUAGCUUAACUGACAAAAUUCAAUGGACCGUGCUGAGUACAUUGUUAUCUACAAAGUGA
Messenger RNA from Saccostrea cuccullata (small rock oyster), 1823 nucleotides. RefSeq lists its product as uncharacterized. Bases 888 to 1823 code for a protein of 311 amino acids. The transcript is spliced from 7 exons. Lineage: Eukaryota; Metazoa; Mollusca; Bivalvia; Ostreida; Ostreidae. The record is from RefSeq and is a predicted model, not a curated record.